AUGUGCCUAUGAAUUGAGCUUAUUGAACUGAAAAGAAACAAAGUAAAUGGCUAGAGCUAGAAGAAAGUCGAGAGGUUUAUACAUUAACAAGGCUAAAGAGUUCUUGAAUUACUUGAAUUACUUGUCGAAUAAUAAACCUUUGUUUCCAUGGAUGAUUGUUUUGAUUCUGGUCGGUUGGGUGGUCGAGAGAUGGGUCUUAUGCUUUACUAAUUUUCUUCCACUUGCAAUUGCUUUCUGGGCAACCUAUCAAUAUGGGAAUCAUCAGGCUCAGAUCCAAGUUCAGGUCUUAGAAAGAAGAUGGAGGCAAAUCAUGUUACUUGUAUCACCAGUUACCCCCUUAGAGCACUGCGAAUGGUUGAACAAAUUACUAUGUGAAGUUUGGAUCAACUUCAUUAAUCCAAAACUUUCUUUUACAUUCUCAUCCAUGGUUGAGAAACGGUUGAAACAUCGAAAACCUCCAUUUAUAGAGAAGAUUGAAUUGCAGGAAUUCUCACUAGGUUCUUGUCCUCCUAGCUUGGGUCUUCAUGGGACUCGCUGGUCAAUGUUUGGAGACCAGAGAAUUAUGCAGAUGGGGUUUGAUUGGGAUACAACUGACAUGAGUAUUCUGCUAGCUGCCAAGUUAGCCAAGCCAUUGAUGGGGACGGCAAAGAUUUGUAUAAACAGUAUCCACAUUAAGGGAGAGCUUGUUUUGAGGCCAAUUCUUGAUGGAAAAGGCGUCUUGUACUCUUUCUUAUCCUCUCCAGAGGUUAGAAUCAAUGUUGCAUUUGGAAGCGGUGGAAGUCAAUCUUUACCCGCAACUGAACUCCCUUGUGUUUCUUCUUGGCUUGUCAAGCUUCUAAAUGAUACUUUAGAGAAGACAAUGGUUGAACCUCGUCGUGAUUGUCUAUCUUUGCCUCCGGUUGACUUAAGGAAAGAGGCGGCGGGUGGAAUUCUUUACGUGAAAGUAAUUUCUGCAAGUAAAGUUUCGAGUGCUAACAUGAAGGCGGGUCCUUCUAGAAGACAACAAAAUAGUAAUUUUGAAGGUUAUUACAAUGUUGAGAAAGAUCUAUGUACAUUCGUGGAGGUUGAACUCGAACAGUUGUCCAGAAAAACAGAUGUGCGGUCAGGAUCAAGUCCCAAAUGGGAUUCAACUUUCAAUAUGGUAUUACAUGAUGCAACAGGGAUUCUCAGGUUUCAUCUUUAUGCAUCUUUCCCUGGCAGUGUCAAGUAUAAUCACUUAACAAGCUGUGAAAUUAAGAUGCAACAUGUUGCUGAUGAUUCGGUAAUGUAUUGGGCACUUGGAUACGAUAAUGGAGUUGUUGCUGAGCAUGCUGCGUUUUGUGGGAAAGAAAUCGAAAUGGUUGUGCCCUUUGAAGAAGUGGAUUCUGGAGAGUUAACUGUGAGACUUAUCUUAAAAGAAUGGCACUUUUCGGACUGUUCGCGUAGCUUGAGCAGUUUCCAUCCCGGCUCUACUCGAUCACUGUCUGGAUCCUCCUCCGGUUUAACAUCCAACACUCGGAGGAAAAUCUCUGUAACUGUGGUCGAGGCAAAAGGCCUUGUUGGAAGUGAUCCCUACGUUAAACUUCAGUAUGGAAAGGCUUUCCAUAGAACAAGAACCAUGAAGGACAAUAAAAAUCCUGUGUGGAAUAAACAGUUUGAGUUUGAGGAGUUAGAGUGUGGUGAGUGUCUGAAUGUAAAAUGUUAUAACGAAGAUAUAUUUGGAAACCAGCAGCUCGGAGGUGCUCGUGUAAGCUUAGAAGGACUUGUUGAGGGAUCCGUUAGAGAUGUAUGGAUUCCUCUUGAGAAAGUUGAUUCAGGAGAACUGCGGCUUCGGUUAGAUGUUUCUUGGAGGGACUGA
Molecule: messenger RNA, 1837 nt
Organism: Impatiens glandulifera
Lineage: Eukaryota; Viridiplantae; Streptophyta; Magnoliopsida; Ericales; Balsaminaceae
Exons: 11
Coding region: 47-1837 (596 amino acids)
Molecular function (GO): lipid binding
Source: RefSeq, a predicted model, not a curated record